AAGCCAUCAGGGUGUAAAACCUAUUAGCCCAUCAUUGUGGUUAGAUAGUUUUAUUCAGCUAAGACCAAAUUGAUCGCAGCUAUUUAAGCCAAAUUCUACAUUCUUCAACGUUUGAUUUCAUUGUAAAAACUCGUAAUAAUAAAAACGUUGCAAAAUUAUGUUCUUCCAACUUUGUCCCACCGUCAAUAAAUAGACUGCAUACAAUCCCCAUCCUGAACACAAGGGCGCAAAGAAAUAUACUAAAUAAAAACAAAUCUAUACAUAUAGAUCCCAUCAUUAAGGUUCAUAUCAUCAACGAAUUAUGCCUCGAAUCUCGAUGGAGAAUGUAGCAGCUCCACGUCUAGGUGGGAUAGUACGGGAUCUUUAUGAUGUCGCUCAGCGAUUCUUAGAUUGGUAUCAACAGCAAUCAGUUAUCAAGAGGGUUCUUCUCGGAAUCUUAGGAUGUAUCGGGGUCAUGGGUGGUAUACUAAUGUUAAUUUUUCACAAAUACUUUAUAGACGCAUUGGUUUAUGUGGCGGACUCAUGGCAUGAUUUAAGUUAUGGUGGAGUGAUAUUGUUCUUGCUAGUAUUCUUUGUUUCAUUUCCACCAUUGCUUGGGUUCUCUGCAUUAUCAAUUUUAACUGGAAUGGUUUAUGGAUUUCCAAAUGGUUGGCCAUUGUUAGCAGUGGCAUCAUUACUGGGAUCAGUAUGUUCUUUCCUUUUCACAAGAUACUGGUUACAUGAUUAUGCUAUUAAGUUAGUCAAUAAAGAAGAAAUAUUUAGAGCAUUCGCGGAGAUUUUGAAGGAAGACAAAUCAUUAUAUUUACUUAUAUUAUUAAGAUUAUGUCCAUUACCUUAUUCAUUAUCAAAUGGUGCAUUGGCGGCUAUUCCAGAACUUCCUGUUUUGAAGUUCUUUUUGUCAUCAUUGAUAACAUCUCCUAAAUUGUUAAUUCAUUUAUUUGUGGGUUAUAAAUUGAAGAAUCUUGGUGAUGAAACAAAUACCACAGCAACUAAAUUCGUUGAUUUCUUAAGUAUUGUAUUAACAGGAUUGGCCGCAAGUGUUACAACUUAUGUUAUUUAUAAUAAAAUGCAAAGUAAAUUACAAGGAUACCACAAUAGCCAUAGUCAAACAGGUUUCCCGCCUGUGGGAAGUGAGAAUUAUGAUAGAAUCAUAUUUGGAGAUUUUGAAGAUGAUUUGGAGUUAGGUGCAACUAGUGAAAUAGAAUUGAAUUCAGCUGAUUUUGAUGAUGACAAUUUUAUAAUUCAAGAUGAGGAUGAUGUUAUUGUUAACGAUCAAACACCAUUGACCGGCCAAUCAGAGCCAUUGGGACACAAUUUAAGCAUAAUGAAGGAUAACGACAAGGAUAUAAUUAUAGAGGAAGAAUUACCAAAUAAAAUAAAAUCUAGGGAUUACUGAAUAUAUAAAUAAUACAUUUUUUUUUUAAAAAUAAAUA
Molecule: messenger RNA, 1433 nt
Organism: Scheffersomyces coipomensis
Lineage: Eukaryota; Fungi; Ascomycota; Pichiomycetes; Serinales; Debaryomycetaceae
Product: VTT domain-containing protein
Exons: 1
Coding region: 302-1396 (364 amino acids)
Biological process (GO): mitotic spindle elongation; vesicle-mediated transport
Cellular component (GO): Golgi membrane
Source: RefSeq, a predicted model, not a curated record